AUGUCGGUGUAUGACAACAAGCAUCCGGGAUGGAAUGAUCAAUUCAAGCGCUCCAACCAGCGCGAUCUCAAAGUCCAGGUGGUGGUGUCAGUCGUCUUUGGUCUGAGCGCAUUUCUUUCCUUUUGUGUACUUCGCCCACGAUGGACUUCUCUGUAUCACGCCCGCAAGAAGCAGUCCGAUGCCGCCUCUCGAUUGCCCGACCUGCCAAAGUCGCUUUUUGGCUGGAUCCCUGUUCUCUACGGCAUCUCGCGCGAGGAAGUUCUAGCUUCUGCCGGUCUUGACGCCUUUGCCUUUUUGGCCUUUUUCCGAUACGCAAUCAAGUUCCUAUCUGUCGCCCUCUUCUUUUCCGUCACCAUCAUUCUUCCCGUCAACUAUCGCUAUACGGGUGACCUACCGUUUCCUCCAAGCAACUCCACCGACGAUGAUCCGUCCGAUUCCGACCCUCUUCGUCUCUUCUACCCUCUAUCCAACGAUACGACAAAGAAGCCCAAGGGUCCAGGUAUCGAAAAAGAUGACAGUUACUUGUGGAUGUAUGUCGUCUUCGUCUACUUUUUCACCGCUGUUGCAGUAUACCUGUUGGUUGAGGAGACUACCAAUCUCAUUCGCAUUCGACAAGCCUAUCUCGGCACUCAAUCCACCAUCACAGACAGAACUUUGCGUUUAUCUGGAAUUCCCCCUGAGAUGAGGUCAGAAGAUGCCAUAACGACAUUCAUCGAAGAUCUCCAGAUCGGCAAGGUCGAGAGUGUCAUGCUAUGCAGGAAUUGGAAGACUCUCGAUAAUGUCAUGGAGUCACGGAUGCAGUGCCUAAGAAAGCUUGAAGAGGCGUGGACGGCUUACCUCGGUCAUCACCAUUCGUUGCGCCAUAGCAGACCUCGUCGCAGGGAAAAUGGCCAUCUAGGCAGUGACGAAGAGACAGGAGCUUUAUUGUCAAGAUCGGAGAUGGAACAAGCCCAUAUCACCCCUGCUGACCGCCCUCGCCCGACAAUCACCAUCCGUUACGGGCCUUUGAAUAUCUAUGGCAAAAAGAUCGAUGCGAUUGAUUAUUAUGAAGAAAAGCUGAGAUUGUUUGACGAAAGGAUUCAAGCUCUGAGACAGUCCGAAUUUAAACCGACCCCUCUGGCUUUUGUCACAAUGCGCUCAACCGCUGCAGCUCAAAUGGCGGUCCAAGCCAUUCUGGAUCCUAAACCCGGUCAAUUCAUUGCCAGUUUGGCACCACCCCCAGCGGACAUUGUAUGGAAGAAUACAUAUCUGUCGCGAAACAAUAGGAUGGUGCGAUCGUGGAGUAUCAUGGUGCUUAUUGGCUUGCUCACCAUCUUUUGGGCCGCUGCCGUUGCCCCUUUGGCUGGUCUUUUGAGUAUCGAAGCCAUCGACAAAGUACUCCCAGGAUUGGCCGCCGCCCUCGAAAGGCAUGAAAUCAUACGUUCGCUCAUGCAGACAGGUCUCACAACCUUGUUGUUCUCUCUCCUCUCAGUCUCAGUACCUUACUUCUACGACUGGCUGGCCAAUUGCCAGGGCAUGACUUCACAGGGUGACGUCGAGCUAUCUGUCAUUUCGAAGAAUUUCUUCUUCAUCUUCUUCAACCUUUUCAUUGUCUUCACCAUUUACGGCUCGGCUUAUACCCUGUACGAAUUCUGGCAGAAUCUACGAGACCUCCUUCGCGACACCUCAGCCAUCAUGUAUGCAGUUGCAAGGUCUCUAGAGCAGCUGUCGCCCUUUUACGUCAAUCUGAUCAUUCUGCAAGCGUUGGGACUUUUCCCAUUCCGAUUACUCGAGUUUGGAUCGGUGGCACUCUACCCCUUCUUCCUAAUUAGCGCAAAGACGCCACGAGAUUACGCGGACCUGGCCAAACCACCGGUGUUCAGCUACGGCUUUUAUCUCCCGCAAACGAUGUUGAUCUUCAUCAUCUGUACAGUGUAUAGUGUCCUUCCAGCAUCGUGGAUGAUCACACUAUUCGGCCUCAUUUACUUUCUCAUCGGCGGCUUUAUCUACAAGUACCAACUUCUCUAUGCGAUGGAGCAUCGCCAACAUUCGACCGGACGGGCUUGGCCAAUGAUUUGCAAUCGCAUCAUCACUGGCAUUGUCCUGUUCCAAGUGGCCAUGACUGGUAUUUUGGCUCUUCGAGGAGCGCUAACAGCGUCCCUAUUUCUUGCACCUCUCCUCUUCGCAACCAUCUGGUUCACCAUUUAUUUCUCUCGCACCUACUACCCACUGAUGCGGUUUAUUGCACUGAGAAGCAUUGAUCGAGUCACCACACCUGAUCUACCAUCCCCUGCAGAGUCUUCCUGGAACAGAGAUACCGAUCGGGGCCGAUUUGUCGACACCGAUCCGGAGACCGGUCUUCGUUAUAUCAACCCCAACCUCGUCUCUCCUCUCGAAACGCUUUGGAUCAGGAAGCCAGGACAUGGUCGAUCGCUUCCUGGAGUUAAUAACGACAGCGGUUGA
Messenger RNA from Exophiala mesophila, 2442 nucleotides. RefSeq lists its product as uncharacterized. Bases 1 to 2442 code for a protein of 813 amino acids. The record is from RefSeq and is a predicted model, not a curated record. Gene Ontology annotation, molecular function: calcium-activated cation channel activity. NCBI's taxonomy places the organism in Eukaryota, Fungi, Ascomycota, Eurotiomycetes, Chaetothyriales, Herpotrichiellaceae. The transcript is spliced from 2 exons. Gene Ontology annotation, cellular component: plasma membrane.